CCGCCUCCCUCUCCGCCCCUUUCUUCCCUUCCUCCCUUCCCGGGCGGAGGCGGCCAUGGGCUCCCGAGCCAAGCACCAAGAGCCGGAGCCUCCGGUCGACCUCUACCGCGACACGUGGGUGCGCUACCUGGGCUAUGCUAACGAAGUCGGGGAGUCCUUCAGGGCGAUUGUGCCCGUCUCUUUGGUCUGGGCCAGCUAUGGCAUGGCAACGGUGUACGUGACCGCCGAUGCUGUGGACAAAGGGAAGAAAGCAGCCACGGCCACGCCAAAGGAAGACGGACGGACCACGCGUGCAGCAGUGGCUGUCGUGGACACGUUUGUCUGGCAGGCCCUGGCGUCCGUCAUCAUUCCGGGGUUCACCAUCAACCGCAUCUGUGCAGCCUCCCUCUACCUCAUGGGCCGCAUAACCCGCUGGCCCCUGUCGGUCAGGAAGUGGACGACCACGGCCGUCGGCCUCUCGGCGAUCCCUUUCAUCAUCAAACCCAUCGACAGGUCUGUGGAUUUCUUGAUGGACUCCAGCCUUCGCAAGCUCUACAAGACAGCGGAGAGCCCCCCGACGUCCUUCUGAGGGGGCUGCCCCAAACUCCAUCAUCUUGGGGUCCAACUGGGUGUUGCUUGCAGUUUAGAUCGGUCGGCGUUGAAAUAAUGGAAGGUGAGGCCAGAGAAGGCCCCGCCUUGCGCGUCUGGCUGACCGCUGGGGAGGUGGGAGAAAUCGGACGGGGAUGGUAUUCUGAGCGACUCAGGACUUGAACUAAGGAUGAGGUCCAUUUCAUAUCCUGCAAGAGCUGUUCCUUAUUCUGCACUGUGAUUCCCUCUCCCGUUGGGAUACUUGCACUAACUAUCGUAACUUAAGCGGAAUGAGUUUUGAUCCGUUCUUGUUCUUUGUUGAACCAUCUUUUCCACCCGGCACUUCCGUAUCAUUACUUCUCUUCCAGCUGGCUUAAUUAAAAAUGACAGCAAUAAUGGCCCAAAUCCAAAACUGUCGUGGAAACAACAUGGACUUGAAAGCAGUCGCAUAAGCCAUUUUUGCUCCUCCGGGGCGCUCUGUUGUGUGCCCGAUCCAUCCAGGGAAGGAUAUAUAUAUAUAUUAUAGUAAACAACUGUAAAAAUGUGGGGACCCACAGGAAAUGGGAACAUUUUCAUCCACCCACCCCCCAAAAGGUGCAAGGGGAACUUCGUGAGCCAGCAGAGGAAAAUGGAUCCAAUUUGGGAGUGCUAGGAUCUGUUCAGAAACGGAGAAGCUAUUUAAACCUGGCAUUUGCGAUUUUCUCUUAACAUUUUAUGCACAGUAGCUGUCUGUUUUUAAUAUAUUCUUACUGUUUAGGAAUUCUGUUGUAUUUUCUGAUUUUCACUACAGUCAACAACCCUAAGCCUCUGACGAAUCGUAUGCAGUUUUUUCAUGUCAAUAAAUUAAGCCAGUACCCUUUUCGAUGACCAUAGAAGCAUUUUCCUUAAUUAUUCAAUUUUAAAAAAUAAUUGUAUAUGCCUU
Molecule: messenger RNA, 1489 nt
Organism: Pogona vitticeps (central bearded dragon)
Lineage: Eukaryota; Metazoa; Chordata; Lepidosauria; Squamata; Agamidae
Gene: MTFP1
Product: mitochondrial fission process 1
Biological process (GO): mitochondrial fission
Cellular component (GO): mitochondrion
Source: RefSeq, a predicted model, not a curated record